AUCAACAAUUUUAUUUUAAGUUAAUGAACUAAGUGAGAAAAAAAUUAAUUGAUAUUUUACAUUUAAUUUCUUAUAACUCUCUUGUUAUGUAAUUUUAUUGUAUUUUCUUUAUUAGCCAAUAUGACUUUUUCAAAUGGUUUUAAAACUCUUGCACCUUACAAGUUUAAUAUUAAAGAAGAAUUACGUAUAUCUGUAAAAAAAGGAUUAGAAGUUCAUUUUUUUAAAGCAUUAAGUCAAUUUGAGAGUGAUACAAUAAAUGAUAUAAUUAAUGAGACGUACACAGAUAAUGAUAACCAAGUAAAGACUUUAUUAAUAGAAGCUGCCAUUAAUGGUCAAAUAAAAAUAAUAAAACAUUUAUUAAAUAAGUUUAAAGUUAAUUUGAAUGUAGAAGGUAAAGUCAAACAUUUUGGUUCUAUGGUUGAGGGAGCUACAGCCCUAUGGUGUGCAGCUGGUAGUGGACACCUGGAAAUUGUUAAAAUUCUACUUGAAAAUGGUGCAUUUGUUGAUUAUUGUACAAAAACUAAAUCUACACCUUUAAGAGCUGCUUGUUAUUUAGGAAGAUUAGAUAUUGUUAAAAGUUUAGUAGAAAAUGGAGCCAAUGUUAAUGCUACAAAUAUAUUUAAUAGUACUUGUCUAAUGAUUGCAUCAUAUAGGGGACAUAAAAAUGUUGUGAAGUUUUUAUUGGAAAAUGGUGCUGAUGUCAAUCAACAAACCAAUUGUGGAGCAACAGCAAUGCAUUUUGCAGCUCAAGCCGAUCAUCUAAAAAUCAUACAAAUGCUUUUAGCAUACAAUGCUAAACAUUUAAAAAAUGAACAUAGUCUUACUCCAAUAUUAGUUGCAGCUGAAAGAACUCAUUUUGUUCUUGUAUAUUAUCUUUUAGAUGCACUUCAUCUAAGUCGCGAAGAAAAAAUUGAAGCUGAAGAAUUACUUGGUGCAUCAUUUUUAAAUGAUAAAGACACAUAUGAUAAUCAUCUAGGAUUUACUAUCUUGAUGCAUUCAAUGGAAAUGAGGUAUAAUAUGGACCCAGUUAUUCCAAAAGAAACUUAUGUUAAAGUUGAAGCUUAUAAUAAUCGUAUUGAAUGUCAGACAGUUCAAGAUUUAGCAUAUAUAAAAGAUGACCUAGAAUCAUUACACUAUGAAUCAUUAAUAAUAAGAGAACGAAUAUUGGGUAUAAAAAAUGCAGACUUAUUGCAGUCUAUUAUAUAUCGUGGAGCUGUUUAUGCAGAUUCUUAUAAUUUUACACCAUGUAUGAAACUUUGGUUACAUGCAAUGAAAAUAGCUCAAGAUAAUCAAACUAGUAUUCAUAAGGAUCUCUUGCGUUUUGCUCAAGUUUUUUGUCAAAUGAUUAAGGCUAAUAUAUCCAUUCAACUAAUAGACUUAAAAAAAGUGUUAGAAGCUACAACUGAGGAGUUGAAGCGCAAUAAAACAAAAUUAAUCAAUAAUUCUUCUGAAGAAGAUAGAAAAGUGAUUGAAAUCGAUUAUUUUGGAAAUAUAUUAUCAACUCUUGGAUUAAUCAUUAUAACAAGCAUUAUAUUAGUUCAAAAUAAUAAUUUAGAAGAUCCUCUUAAAGGAGAAAUACUUAAAAUAAUAGUUGAAAUUAAUAAAUUGAAAGUAAGAACAUCUAAAGGACAAUCAUUACUUCAUUUAUGUCUCAACUAUGAUACAAAUGUGGAUAAUUUAUUUACAAACGGAAUUUGUUGUUUUCCUAAUUAUCCUACCAUGAAAUUAUUAAUUUAUUGUGGAGCCAAUGUCAAUGCCAUUGAUAAUAAUCGAAAUACACCACUACAUUACCUUGAUAAAUUCAUAUCAGACUUUCCCCAUAUACCACAUACAAGUAAUCAUUUAGACACUAAAAAAAUGGUGAUGGAAUUGCUUGAUUCUGGUGCACAUACUGAUUUUAUCAAUAAUAGGGGCGUUUGUCCCCAUACUGGAUUUCUUAACACUGUUUUUAAGUUAACAAACAAUAAUCCAAUGAGUUUAAAAUGUUUGGCUGCUAGAGAAGUCAGAAAAAAUAUUCCUAGAGAAUAUUAUCUUAAACAGUUGCCUAUAGAAUUAAAAGACUUUACUGAUUUACAUGGAGUUGAUGAUUGAUUAAUAUAUCAGUAAAAAUAGAGUAUCAUAGUAAAAAUUUGAAUUUAAUAAUUUUAUAAUAAUUUUAUUAUUUAAAAUUAGGUUGAUGAAUUAUUUUUAUUUAUUUAUAAAAGCUGUAAAAAGAUCAAUUACUUUCCUAUACUUAUGAUAAAUAGAAUUUUAGUCAUAUAAAUAACUUUGACCAAUAAA
This is a messenger RNA of Daktulosphaira vitifoliae (grape phylloxera), 2280 nucleotides long. RefSeq names its product protein fem-1 homolog B (gene Fem-1). The record is from RefSeq and is a predicted model, not a curated record. Gene Ontology annotation, molecular function: protein binding. The coding region runs from base 121 to 2091 and encodes 656 amino acids. Lineage: Eukaryota; Metazoa; Arthropoda; Insecta; Hemiptera; Phylloxeridae. The transcript has 12 exons.